AUGCCCCAGGGUGCGUGCGCGUGGCCCUGGCUGGUGGUGAAGCUGGUGGUGGAGCUGGUGGUGGGGCUGGUGGUGGGGCUGGUGGUGGAGCUGGUGGCCGCGGUGUCAGCAGCGCCGCCCGGGCCCUUGGCUGUGAUCAAAUGCGAUGGCCUUUACUUCAAGGCCUGCUCUCUUAGACCAAACAAGCUGGCCUCCGAGGUCUGCGGCGGUGGCGCCCGGCAUGUUCCACCCCGUGAGCCAGACCCAUGGUCCCCACACCGGUUCCUGCACGCGCCCCUGUGCUCCGUGAACAGGGCGCUGGCACAGGAGCAGCGCCGCGCAGGCGAGAAGGAGGAGGAGGAGGAGGAGGGCUUCGAGAUCACGGCAGUGUUUCCGGGCCGAGGGCUUGCAGCCGUGUCUGACAAAGCUGCGGGAUUAAAGCAGCAGGCUACUGCCAGCCCCCUGGCGGCCGCCCUUGUGCGCGAGGACGGCCGUGUGGAGAUCCCGCACCUCGACGGCCAUGCCAGCCCGGGCGCCGACGGCCAGGAACGCGUCUCUGAGAUCAUCAGCUUCGCUGAGACAGAUGGCCUCGCCUCCUCCCGCGUCCGCCUCUACUUCUUUAUCUCCAAUGAAGGCAACCAGAACCUGUUUGUGGUACAGGCCAGCCUGUGGCUUUACCUGAAGCUGCUGCCCUAUGUCCUGGAGAAGGGCAGUCGGAGAAAGGUUCGGGUCAAGGUGUACUACCAGGAGCAGGGCCACGGCGACCGGUGGAACGUGGUAGAGAAGAAGGUAGACCUCAAGCGCAGCGGCUGGCACACCUUCCCACUCACAGAGGCCAUCCAGGCCCUGUUUGAGCGGGGCGAGCGGCGACUCAACCUGGACGUGCAGUGCGACGGCUGCCAGGAGCUGGCUGUGGUGCCCGUGUUCGUGGACCCCAGCGAGGAGUCUCACCGGCCCUUCGUGGUUGUGCAGGCACGGCUGGGUGACAGCAGGCACCGCAUUCGCAAGCGGGGCCUGGAGUGCGAUGGCCGGACCAACCUCUGUUGCAGGCAACAGUUCUUCAUUGACUUCCGCCUCAUCGGCUGGAAUGACUGGAUCAUCGCGCCCACUGGCUAUUACGGGAACUACUGUGAGGGCAGCUGCCCAGCCUACCUGGCCGGAGUCCCAGGUUCAGCCUCCUCCUUCCACACGGCCGUGGUGAACCAGUACCGCAUGCGGGGCCUGAAUCCCGGCACGGUGAACUCCUGCUGCAUCCCCACCAAGCUGAGCACCAUGUCCAUGCUCUACUUCGAUGACGAGUACAACAUCGUCAAGCGAGAUGUGCCCAACAUGAUCGUGGAGGAGUGCGGCUGUGCCUGAGGCAGCGGGGCUGUGGCGGUGGGGCGCCAGGACAGCCCUGGAUGGGCUUCUUGCAGCCCCCUACGGGAAGGGGGUGCGUGGUAGGUUGAGUGCUGUUGUUUAGUGGGCUGCCCAGAAGGUGCCAGGGUGAAGCCUGAAAUACUUUUCUACUUCUUCAUCCAGCAAUCAGUCAAAAGCAGAGCAAGAACCCUCAACUGACAUGAAAUACUUUAAAAUGCACAUGUAGACACGCACAGCCAGACGCAUCCUGCCACCCACACAGCAGCCUCCAGGAUACCAGCAAAUGGAUGAGGUGACAAAUGGCAGCUUAGCUACAAAUGCCUGUCAGUUGGAGAGAAUGGGGUGAGCAGCCACCAUUGCCACCAGCUGGCCCGACCACUCUGAAUUGCGCUUUCGGAGCACACAAAAGCACAAAGACACUCACACACACACACACACACACACACACACACACACACGCGCACACAUGGGGGGAGCACCGGAGCAUGGGAGCACAGGAGCACCGAAGCCACCAAGAGCAAAGCAGAUGCGGGGGUGGGGAGUGUGUGGGUAGGCAGAGGGGCUGCGUAGCUCCUUUGCUUGUGCAAGACCUGCUGUGCCUCAGCUUCUCCUGCCGCUUCCUCCCUGCAUGGAUCCUUCAUGCUGCAGGACCAAGGGGGCCCGUCCUUUCCCUCCCAGAGCGGAAAGGAGCCCCAGAAAGCACACAGCCUGCCAGAGACCGGAGCGGUGGCAGUGGCCCUUUGACUGUUGCUUGGGUCCCUGGCCUGACUUAUAUGUGUGCUUGUGUUGGGGGUGGGGAGGGAGGGAGAGGAGAAGGGUCUUAAUUUGAUGCUUUAACUGAUUGCUAGCAGUUGACAGGUCAUUCAUUCCAGUUGUAUAAUUGAAAAGGGACUUUUCUACCAGGUAUGAUCUUUUAAGUUAAAAUCUGGAUUGUUCUAAAUGGGAAGAAAACAAUUGCAACCUGUACCCUUCAUUGGGGAUAUUCCUCUAGGACUGGCUAGGGAGAGGUGGAAAUCGCCCCCAGGCAAAGGGGUGAGCCCACGGAGGAAAUGGUGGCAUGGAGGCAUUCUGGAAAUGCGGAGUGGUGGUGGGGAUGCCCCCUCAGGCUGGGGCAAGGGACAGGGAACAGUUAAGCUGGUCUUGGGGAGAUGGGGAAGGCUUUCAGCUACUUUGCAGAAGUUGCCAGUGUGGGUCCUGGCCACCAGGGCUAGCCACGGACGUGGCCCCACCCGCUCGCCUGCCCAGCAGCCCCGCCUAGCACUUGCAGACCUGCCGGAAUGCACAUGAUAUAGCACUUGCCCAUCUGCGCGUGUUCAGAAGUGGCCCUUGCCAGAGCACUGACUCGCUCGUCCCACGGUGUCCAAGUGCCAUGUGAACUAUGCAAUUUAAAGGGUUGACCCACACUAGACAAACUGGACUCGUACGACUCUUUUUAUAUUUUUUAUACUUGAAAUGAAAUCCUUUGCUUCUUUUUAAAGCGAAUGAUUGCUUUUAAUGUUUGCACUGAUUUAGUUGCAUGAUUAGUCAGAAACUGCCAUUUGAAAAAAGAAGUUAUUUUUAUAGCAGCAAAAAAAUACAGUUAAAUGUAUUAUACAUAAUUUUGGAACCAAAGAGGCCAACAGAUCAGUUUUAAUUUUUAUUAGAUGGUGAGGCCAUCUUCUAUGAGGUAGACGUUCUGAACAAUCCCUUGAGUGGCCUGCCAACAUUUCAGGGUAUAAAUGAAUUUUGUUUAUUCAGUUUGAUGAGUCUUUUCUAUCCUCACACACCCAGAAGGUAGAGUGAAAAUGACUAUGGUAGCACGCAGGUGUGUAUUUUUAAAUCCCCAUCUUUAUGUUUAUUUAAUAAAGCUCCCCUUAGGUUCUGUUUCAUAAUAAUUUAAAACCAAACAAUUUUCCCAUAGACUGGCUUUUAAAGUAUUUUACAUUUGUGUACAGUUCAAGAAAAUAAAAGAUUGGGUGUCAUGGGCUUCCUGCCUUGU
Myotis brandtii (Brandt's bat) is the source of this 3316-nucleotide messenger RNA. It is a transcript of the gene INHBB, whose product is annotated as inhibin, beta B. Gene Ontology annotation, molecular function: cytokine activity; growth factor activity. Gene Ontology annotation, cellular component: extracellular region. NCBI's taxonomy places the organism in Eukaryota, Metazoa, Chordata, Mammalia, Chiroptera, Vespertilionidae. Gene Ontology annotation, biological process: BMP signaling pathway; SMAD protein signal transduction. The transcript has 6 exons. Bases 1 to 1338 code for a protein of 445 amino acids. The record is from RefSeq and is a predicted model, not a curated record.